Dermacentor albipictus is the source of this 3938-nucleotide messenger RNA. It is a transcript of the gene myd, whose product is annotated as stromal cell derived factor mayday. Gene Ontology annotation, biological process: calcium-ion regulated exocytosis. Lineage: Eukaryota; Metazoa; Arthropoda; Arachnida; Ixodida; Ixodidae. Gene Ontology annotation, molecular function: calcium ion binding. Gene Ontology annotation, cellular component: endoplasmic reticulum. The record is from RefSeq and is a predicted model, not a curated record.
CCCAUCCGAGAGUGUCAUGGCCGUGGCCAUAGCAACGUGUGACAGCAACAUGACAACGUAACCUAGUUAACCUGUCUGCAGCAUCGCGAACGCGAUGUGCGCCGCGCGGUCGUUCGCUUUCCAGGCAACUUCUUUGCCCUAUGAGUUAUAAGAGCUUCCAUAGCAGUGCGCGGACGUCUUGACGGACAAGAAGACGUGCUUGAUGAUGCGUUACGUUAUAAGCAUAGCUGUACUCUUUUGCCUUGUUACUUUCGUUCGGACCAUUCCUGUGACAUCAAACAGAAGUCUCGCUCUUCCUGGAUUAACCGGAGAAAGUGUUCGCGAGAAGGUUACUGACUACAACAAGAGUAGGUUUGCCAAUAUUAAACUUGCUCACCUCAAUGCAAGCCUAAUCAAGCCUCCGGACCACCUCGAAGGACUGCCUAUGCAAAGGAACGGUAACCUGAAUCCAGAGUACCGAAAAGAAGUCUUACUGGGCACCGAGAGUUCAAUGCAAGAAGGCGAUGAAUCCCUCUUACGAACCGUGUUUGCAAAGGUUGACAUCAAUCAUGAUCGACAUGUGACCAUUGCAGAACUGGAAAACUGGAUUGCAGCGAAAGUUAAAGAGCAUUACACUCAGGCUGUCAGGGACAACUUUUGGAUAUUCUCUGCACUUGACAAAAACCACGAUGGGCUAGUGUCUUGGGAGGAGUACCAUGUGAACUUUAUGAUAGAAAAAGGCUUCGAUGACAAAUAUGCCAAGAACCAUCCAGAGGAUCACAGGACUCUUGACAGAGAUUUGAAGGAGAAGAUUCUACUUGACAAAGCUAUGUGGUUUGAAGCAGCUAACUCUCACCCAGAUGCAUUGAACAUUGAUGAAUUCCUUACCUUCCGGCACCCUGAGCACAGUCAUGUCUCACUAAUCAAAAUGGUGAAUGACAUCAUCAGCAGCCUUGAUGAAAAUGGAGAUGAACAGCUUUCCGAGGAGGAGUUUUCUCAACUUGGACCUGAUGAGAUGAAACGCACAACAAAGGAAGAGUGGAAAAAGGAACGAAUCCAGGAGUUUCGCCAAAAUAUCGACCUCAAUGGAGAUGGACAGGCCAGUCGACAAGAGUUGCUGAUGUACAAUGAUCCUGAGAACCCUAUUCAUGCAAGAAGUGAAGCACGAGAACUGGUGCAGCAGGCUGACAGCAACGGGGACAACCAGUUAAGCCUGGAAGAGGUUCUUUCCCAAAAGGAUGUAUUUCUCGGAAGCAAGAUGGUGAAUACAGCCAAGAAUAUCCACGACGAAUUUUGAUGACUGCUGCCUCAAUUCUUCAGGCUUCCAACACCAAAAGCUACACUUCUGAAAACUGGGGGCAUAUGGUCACCGCACACAUGUGCCGAGGGGAUUGUUCCUUUUGUUCGGUGCAUAGAAUGUACGACAUUGUCUGGUCGUGAAUUUUAUUGUCAGCAGUGCACAAAUGUUUUUGGCACUGUGGCACCUGGGGCUCUUGAUAGAAGUGUGGCCUUUCAGCAUUAUUUCAACUUCAUAGAAAUAUCGAGUGCAUUCACCACUAUGUGCAAAUUUGUAAGUAAUAAGUGGUGAAGAGUGGCAAUUGUAUGCUUGUUAGAAAUUGUAUGUAUUUCACUUUUGGUGGACAGUAGUGCACCUCAUGUGCUCUCUUGGCCUUUGACUUUCAGUUAUGUACGUACAGGGACUGUGUGACAUCUGCAAAGACAGUAACUGUAGAUAAUUAUGGCUCUCAGUGAUACAUUAAAUAGGAGGCUAAGUACAGAUAUAAGAAAUUAUGGUUGCCAUUCCAUUAAAACAAUAUUCAACAUCCACUAGUGUCCACUAAGUACUCUUGCAAAAAUCUACUAAAGUAUGAGCUCAGAAAAUUGUUCAAAAUUUUGCAAUAUCUCCUAAAUGUGCAUGCUUUCUGCCAAACGGGCUAAAAAUAUACUAUGGCUAGCAGAAUAUCAGUAAAAUGGCAGCAUUGCAUGGGCAUAACCUCAUUGCAUACAAAAAGGGCUCCAUACCCUAUACUCUAAAUUGUAUCUGCAUACUGCACUGCAAAUGAGCCUCAUUUCAACUUGAGAAUGCCAUUGUUAUGUCAAAUACUCAUUAUAAUCAUACAUGCAUUGCAUGCUAACAUCUGCAAAAUCAUACUUGACUUACUUCGUUGUAUUCAUUUUCUAUCUAAGUUCUCUGUUCUAAAAUGCCUGCACUUUGGACACAAUUGUGGCAAAAUUAAAAUAAAGUGAUGAUUUGGGUUAAGUGACUACAUUGUAAGGAAGGUUUACAGUAAGGGAGUCUGAACAAAUAAACAAAAUGAAAGUAAUGUGUUAGUUUGUAACACCGUGGUUAUGCCCUUCAGUGCUAGUGCCACCUUCACACUAUUUAAAAGUGCAGUUAUGAUGGCAAACGAGUGAUUUUCGUAAUUAAAAUAUUUUGCAGAAUAGAUCAUAAGCAGUUUUGUGCAUUGUCUGUGAUUGUGGCACAAGGUUUUUUUCACACAGUCCCUGUGUCAGGGAAGUGAUUUUGAACAGCGACAAAGAUUGCACAAACUGUUGUGCGAUAGCAAAGCCAUCAGAUGCAUUAUGCCACAUUCGGUGGCUUGAACUGAAUGUGUGCAUACUUCGUAGUUCUGCAUAUAUUUAUGUAAUAUUUUUUAAGGAUUGUUUUUUCUUGCUUGAGAAAAUUUUAUUUUUCGCAUUUAACCUCCAGCUGAACUGUUGGUGGUCAUUCUUGUUGCAAUGUUAUUACAGCUGUAGUGCUUUCUUCUACUUAAUUCACAAUUUAUUUGCUUAUGAACCUUCACUUAUACUAGAACAAAUGCAUACUAAUUGUUAGUACUUAAGCCUACGAAUUGUGCAUAAGUGAAACUGCUAGCGUAAAUGUUUUUUGUUUGGUCAGAAUGUCAGCCCAAUUUGCUACUGAUGCCAGGUCAGUUUAUGAAAAAUAAACACAAAAGACUGCGUGAGCUGAAGGCAGAGCAAAAAUAUUUGCUCAGUUGUGCUGCAGUAUCUUACUAAUUGUACAAGGUGUGCAUUGCUGCAUGUUGCAAUGCUGCUUCCAAAAUCUUCCUGAAUUGACAAAAUAAUAUAUAUAUAUAUAUAUAUAGUCUUUUACUUUUUGCAAGUGUCUGUCGAGAUUGUAGCUUUUGAAUGUGUAGUUCCAAAACAGAUAUCCUAUAGAUUGAAUAAGAGCAAUAUGUAAUGCCAUAAUGUUUUUUACUGUGAUACCUGUACAGAAAAGCACAUGAAUCUGUGAUAGUAGCAACAAAGCAGACACCCCAAUGUAGCACCAUAUGGUUUUCAGGUGCAACGCUUUUUUGAAUUUUAGCUUUUUUUUUCUACAGUAGCACAUUUAAAGUGUGCUUGCAUUAUUACUUCUUUUUCACAAUAUUUGAUGUUGGUUGUCACUCAUAGUUAUUGCACGUACAUUUUUACAGGUUUUAUGCACCAGCUCUGCUGCCUCUUAACACUUAUGCUGUACUAGCCACAAAUUUGUACUGUACGAGUUUUGUUAUUCAAUGAAUUCAGCACAUGGCGUUUUACUGAAGUUUCUAUUGUAUUUGCAGUAACAUGUCGCCUGCUACAGCUGCAAUCAGCUUUUGCAGGAGAGUCAAACACUCUUCUGCAAAAAAGAAGUAACAAAAUAAAAUAAACAAAUGAAAGUAAUUCGCUAAUGCAAAUGAAAGUAAGCAUUGGCCAAUUCGUUCCCCUUUACAACUCUGAAUGGGCACAAAUGUCAAGACACCUAGUAUGCUAUAUUGUUUGUUGCAUGAAUAGCUGAAACUGCAGUCGUUCAAUGCCACUGGAAUGAUGGGAAGUACAGGCCUCAGAUUGGCUCUUGAUUUGUGUGCUGUGAUAUGCAUUCUUCAAGUUUUAUUGUCUUCUUCCUAUUUUCGAAGAUUUGUUUUUAAGCUUUAUAGUUCUGUGCUAUCGCCAUAAAGUUAUUCAGAUCUUGUGUA